Messenger RNA from Magallana angulata, 2082 nucleotides. Its product is annotated as AP-2 complex subunit mu. The record is from RefSeq and is a predicted model, not a curated record. Gene Ontology annotation, cellular component: cytoplasmic vesicle; AP-2 adaptor complex. Bases 80 to 1396 code for a protein of 438 amino acids. The transcript is spliced from 11 exons. NCBI's taxonomy places the organism in Eukaryota, Metazoa, Mollusca, Bivalvia, Ostreida, Ostreidae. Gene Ontology annotation, molecular function: clathrin-cargo adaptor activity. Gene Ontology annotation, biological process: clathrin-dependent endocytosis; intracellular protein transport.
UUCUUUUAGAAUCACUCAUUAUUCAAAACGGAAGUGUAUCACCGGAUAUUGAUGAAAAGGAAGCAAAGAAGAUGACGAAAUGAUCGGAGGGUUGUUUAUAUACAACCACAAGGGGGAGGUCCUCAUCUCCCGCGUGUACAGGGAUGACAUAGGGAGAAAUGCAGUAGAUGCUUUCAGAGUGAAUGUCAUUCAUGCACGUCAGCAAGUGCGAUCCCCUGUCACUAACAUUGCACGCACCAGCUUCUUCCACAUCAAGCGUUCCAACAUCUGGCUAGCUGCUGUCACCAAGCAAAAUGUCAAUGCUGCCAUGGUCUUUGAGUUCCUGCUCAAAAUGGUUGAGGUCAUGCAGUCUUAUUUUGGGAAGAUCACAGAAGAGAAUGUCAAAAAUAACUUUGUGCUGAUCUAUGAAAUAUUAGAUGAAAUUUUAGACUUUGGAUAUCCACAAAACACUGACACAGGCAUACUGAAAACCUUCAUCACACAACAAGGAGUCAAAUCUCAGAGUAAGGAGGAGACCAGUCAAAUUACAUCACAGGUUACAGGACAGAUCGGCUGGAGAAGGGAGGGAAUCAAAUACCGUCGUAAUGAACUCUUUCUGGAUGUUCUGGAGUCUGUCAACCUGCUUAUGUCUCCUCAAGGUCAGGUCUUGAGUGCCCAUGUAGCUGGAAGGAUUGUCAUGAAGAGUUACCUUAGCGGGAUGCCAGAGUGCAAGUUUGGCAUCAACGAUAAAGUGCUAAUGGAUACUAGAGGACGAAGCAAUAUGGAUGAAUCUUCUUCCAGAACUGGAGCUACCAGUGGAAAGAGUUCCAUAGCUAUAGAUGACUGCCAGUUUCACCAGUGUGUUAAGCUCAGUAAGUUUGAGACUGAGCACAGCAUCAGCUUCAUUCCACCAGAUGGAGAGUUUGAACUCAUGAAGUACAGAACUACAAAGGACAUUAGUCUGCCAUUCCGUGUUAUACCAUUGGUGCGGGAGGUUGGACGUUCCAAAAUGGAAGUCAAGGUCGUAGUCAAAUCCAACUUCAAACCCUCGCUACUGGCACAAAAAGUAGAGGUACGCAUUCCAACUCCACUGAACACCAGUGGUGUACAAGUGAUCUGUAUGAAGGGGCGUGCCAAGUACAAGGCCAGUGAGAAUGCUAUUGUGUGGAAAAUUAAAAGAAUGGGUGGGAUGAAGGAAUGCCAACUGAGUGCUGAGAUUGAGCUUCUGAACACCAGUGAUAAGAAGAAGUGGACCAGGCCCCCCAUCUCCAUGAACUUUGAGGUUCCUUUUGCUCCCUCUGGAUUCAAAGUUCGCUACCUGAAAGUAUUUGAACCCAAACUGAACUACAGUGACCAUGAUGUGAUCAAGUGGGUCAGAUACAUUGGACGCAGUGGACACUAUGAAACCAGAUGCUGACCAAAGACUGUCCACACACACAGAUUGGUCAACUUUGUCGCUAUCAAUAAAUACAUACAUAGGUAGACGGAUGAUUGCUGAACUGUAUCUAUUAUCAAGGGAACUGAUGUUGUCAUGCUUAUUUUUAGACUGAGAUUAUGUUUAAAUGAAUAUUGUAUGGUUGUAGAGAAUUUCUCCAGAUAGUGGUGACUUGGUUACAUCCCUUUAAAAAACUAUUAUUAACAUUUUGGUUUUUGAAACAUGAAUGAAUUGAAUUUGAAACAUUUGCAUAUUCCCUCUUAAAGUAAAAUAUGUCUGUGUAUUAGAAAGAAGAUUCAGUGUAAUAGAUAUAUUAUGUUUUGUAACUGAUCUAUCUAUAGGAAAUGUUAUAUUCAUGUGUAUUUUAAAGUGGGUUUCAACAAGGAAGCAGUUUUUCUGUAUAGAAAUCAAGGUAUUAAAAUUUUUUCCUCUAUUUGUCUAUUGGUAGAAAAAAAACUGUUAACUGUCAGUCAUUAUUCAAUUUAAAUUAGAACUGCUUUACAGAAUUGUUGCGGAGCAUAAUGAUGAUAAGGAAAUAUUGUAAAAAACAAGAUUCUUACUAGAGCAAUGCUGUUGUUUGGCAACUUUGAAAAUUGUGCAUAUUAUGAGUUGCGGUAUCUAUAGAAGUGAAAUUCUGAAUCAUUAUUUAAUAAAAGUUGAUUCCCAAA